Serpula lacrymans var. lacrymans S7.9 is the source of this 2259-nucleotide messenger RNA. RefSeq lists its product as uncharacterized. The transcript is spliced from 12 exons. The record is from RefSeq and is a predicted model, not a curated record. Bases 129 to 2132 code for a protein of 667 amino acids. Gene Ontology annotation, cellular component: cytoplasm; membrane; microtubule. Gene Ontology annotation, molecular function: GTP binding; microtubule binding; GTPase activity. NCBI's taxonomy places the organism in Eukaryota, Fungi, Basidiomycota, Agaricomycetes, Boletales, Serpulaceae.
CUGGUGUUCUGCUUGAUAUUCCAACCAUAGUGGUUAUUGGUGGUCAAUCAGCUGGGAAAAGUUCCCUUGUUGAAGCUGUCAGCGGGAUCAAUGUUCCCCGGGACAGUGGCACGUGUACAAGAUGUCCUAUGGAGUGCACGAUGUCGAGCGCUGCAAAAUCCUGGUCAUGCACAAUUUCUCUUCGCACAGACUAUGAUCAUACUGGCAAAGCUCUUGCUCAGUCAUCCAAAGUACUUUUUGGAGCCCCUCUCACCAAUAAGAACGAAGUUGAUAUCUGGCUCCGCCGAGCCCAGUCCGCAAUUUUGAACCCCUCUCUCCCUCCCGAGUCAUUCUACCAGAUGCCAUACGCGGAACUGCGAGGUCGGGCGAAUGCCUUAAAAUUUUCGAAGAACGUAGUCCAUAUAUCUAUCGAAGACCCUGAAGCUACUGACCUGUCAUUUGUUGAUUUGCCUGGUUUAAUUCAAAAUGAAGAGAAAGAAGUCAUAGAGAUAGUUCGCAGCAUGGUAGAAACAUAUAUAAGCCGAGAGAACACCAUCAUUCUCACUACAAUACCAAUGAGUGAUGAUAUGGAGAAUCAGCUAGCAGUGAAACUUGCAAAGGAAGCAGACCCGGAAGGUGAACGAACCAUUGGAAUUCUGACAAAACCUGAUAACGUGGGUCCAGGUGAUGUCAGUAAACGUCAGACAUGGAGGAACGUCCUCGAAGGUCGCGAACAUAUAUUGACACACGGAUACUACUGCGUUCGUCUCCCUAACGACGCCGAACGAGCUGAGAAGCUUACGAGGGCCGAGGCGCAGGCCCGCGCUUUGGGUUUCUUCAAUUCAACAAAGCCUUGGAGCGAGAUCGCAGACCGUGGUCGCUUCGGAAUCCCAGGGUUCGUCAAUGACAUUAGCGAGCUGCUUAUCCAGUUGAUCGAGAAAGCUCUUCCCAAGCUCAAAAAAGAGAUCGAAAAGCUUCUUGCGAAUUGCGCCGACAACCUCGAUAAACUGCCUCCACUUAUCCUGAACAACCCUGUUGCCGAGGUUAUAAGUCGUGUCAAUGCAUUUUGCGAGGGCCUCAAGAGUGCUGUGUAUGGCAGAGAGGAGCAGGGCUUUGCACAACGCGAUCGGGCUGUUUUUGCCAUCCUCAAGAGGAGCAUUCGCCUCACAGCACCCGAUUUCAGGCCGUUCGCCGAUCCCGAAAACUACAGAUCAAUGGAUGAAUCUGAAACAGAUCUCCAAGAAUCUCCCGGCCUCAAGUUUCCCAACCCCGCCGUACCCGUUCUGGGGCUCUAUCAAGUGCGCAAGACUAUUCAAGAGUCAAUUGGCUGGGAGCUGCCAAACAAUGUGCCAUAUGAAGCGAAAAAAGUCCUUAUUGAUGGUUUCACUAGCAUGUGGAAGGAACCCUCCAUGAAAUGUUUUACGGAUAUUCAUUCCAACCUCUUGAAGUUUGUGGAAGAACUAAUCGCGAAACAUUUUGGGCAGUUUAAGAUGUUAGAGAAUUAUGUUGGGAAUCUAAUCAGAGAAGAAGUCAAAGAACAUGAAGCCUUGGCACGGGUGGCACUUGAAGAAACCCUGAAGCUCGAGAUUGACCCGUGCUUUACUCAAAACACUCACUACUUCGACACUCUCCGUAAUGCUUGGCUUGCUAAAUACAAACAUGCAAUACACGAUCCAAUGUAUCGUCGCGUCGAUCUCCACGAUAUCGGGCCGUCAUGUCGGCAUAGCUAUUCCGCAAGUGAACAUGUGUACGAGGGUGCCUUCACUCGAGCAGACGUCUCUCAAGCUUUACGGUCCCUGGCGCAAGCGGGGUACAAAGACUUAAAAAUCGAGGACUUGGCUCGAUUAUUGCCCCCGAAUGGCUUUGAAGAUGAGUUAAUAGUUAUGGCAGAUGUCCGUGCCUACUUCAACGUGGCGUACAAGCGUAUCAUCGACUAUGUUCCUCUCAAAAUUGAGCACUCCUUGAAUCGAGCACUCGCGGACAAACUUCCCGAAAGCUUGUUGAAUAAUUUGAUGAAGACACCUAACUUAUUGGACCGGAUGGCAGAAUUCGUGAGCGAAGAUCCUGCGAUUACUGCACGACGAGCGGAACUCCGAACAAGACGUUCUCGACUGGUGAAUAUUCAGCAGAAGCUUGCGAAUUUUGGGAUGUGAAAAGCGUCGUAAAUAUUUAAUUGGUAAUUACUGUUGGUCGGAAAUCAUAUCUUGGCACGAUGUACUUUUUCCCCUAAGAAUUCAAAUUUCUUGCGAUGUACUCAGUGAAACGCAAAUUGCGCAGUGA